Polyodon spathula (Mississippi paddlefish) is the source of this 2088-nucleotide messenger RNA. It is a transcript of the gene gal3st3, whose product is annotated as galactose-3-O-sulfotransferase 3. Gene Ontology annotation, biological process: glycolipid biosynthetic process. Gene Ontology annotation, molecular function: galactosylceramide sulfotransferase activity. NCBI's taxonomy places the organism in Eukaryota, Metazoa, Chordata, Actinopteri, Acipenseriformes, Polyodontidae. The record is from RefSeq and is a predicted model, not a curated record. Gene Ontology annotation, cellular component: membrane. Bases 1 to 1251 code for a protein of 416 amino acids. The transcript has 2 exons.
AUGUCCCGGCUGAAGAUCCUUCUGGCGCUUCUCGCUGUGAGCUGCCUCAGCUUGAUGCUGCACCAAGGAGGGCAUUUCAACUGGACGUUCCACUUGCCCUGUCCGUUUCGCCGCUCCCCUCCUCCUCAGUCAUUGAAAGCCAAGCACACCAGCAUCGCCUUCCUGAAGACGCACAAGACAGCGAGCAGCACGGUGCAGAACAUCCUGUUCCGCUUCGCGGAGCGUCACAACCUGACCGUGGCCCUCCCUCUCCAGGGCUACGACCACCAGUUCCGCUACCCCUGGAGCUUCUCGGUGCGCUUCGUUCACCCGCACACCGUCCCUGCCCAGGUCAUCACCAACCACAUGCGCUUCAACCAGCAGGAGCUCCGAAAGCUCCUGCCCAACGACACCCUCUACGUCACCAUCCUGCGAGAGCCGGCCGCCAUGUUCGAGUCUCUCUUCAGCUACUACAACCAGAACUGCGCCAGCUUCAAGCGCGUCCCCAACGGGUCCCUGGAGGCCUUCCUGGCGGAGCCGCAGCGUUAUUACAAACCAGACGCGGGCAACGCCAUGUUUGCCCACAACACCCUCCUCUUCGACCUCGGAGGGGAGAAUGAUCACAGCCCAACGGACAACUCGUACAUCACCGGCUUCAUCAAGCAGAUGGACGAGGUCUUCUCCUUGGUCAUGAUCUCGGAGUACUUCGACGAGUCCCUCGUUCUCCUGCGGCGCCUGCUCUCCUGGGACCUGGAAGACAUUCUCUACGUGAAGCUCAACAUGCGUACCCCGGAAUCCAAGCUGAAGAUGAGCCCCGAUUUGCCCGGGAAGAUCCGCAAGUGGAACUCCUUGGACGCGAAGCUCUACGACUACUUCAACGCCACCUUCUGGAAGAAGCUCCGAGCCCUGGGGCUGGAUUGCGUGGAGAAGGAGGUGGAUCUCCUGAGGCAAGCUCAGGACAAGCUGAUCAGGGGCUGCUUUGGAGGAAGCCUCCCCCAGCUCCGCUCCUCAUCCCAGAUCAAGAACAAAGACCUCCGGCCCUGGCAGCCCAGUUCCAAAGUGACCAUUGUGGGCUAUGACCUCCCGUACAAUUCCACCCUCAAUGCAGCCUCUGAUCCCUGCCUCAAACUCAUCAUCCCUGAGGUCCAGUACACCCGGCUUCUGCUGAGAAGCCAGUCUCUGCGUUACCGGAAGAGCUACCCGCUCCGAGCGCCACCGUCCGUGGGAGUGGGUACGGGUUCUGUCAGGCGAUUACCCAGGAGGCCUGUCUGAUGGGUGGCCCCCUCCUUCUCGGGACCUUCUCGGGAGGGAUCCGUGUGGUGAAAGCCAGCUCCUUGUGUUUUGUUUCUCCCACCUCCUCCUGAAUCGUUAACCUGUGGCAUGCAUGCUGCAUCGCUGUUUAUUCUUCAAACUGCAUCUCUCUCUCUCUGUGCCGCCCGAAAGCUUUCAAGCAAGUCGGUCAAUAAAACUGCUUCCUGGACUCGGUUAUGAGAGAUUAGUAAAGACUUCUCUCUGAAAGUAAAGCUAAAGACCUCUACACCAAGUCUCUAAUACUUGAAAUGUAUUGAAGGCAGUUGGACACUUGUUUCUUUAUUAGACUUUAAGGGAUGGAAUUAUGCUACGAAAAUGCAUUUCCCAAUUAUGGACAGGGUAUUUCUUAUUGUACAUUUCACUCCAAGUGCAGAAAACUGUUACUCGUCCCAAAAGUGGCAGAAACAAGUGUAGAAACUUCAGGUUUAAGUACCUAAAAAAUGAUCAGCUGUAAUUUUCUAUGAUAAACAGACCCAGUCCAUGCAUUUGAUACACACAUCCUGCUAAUAAGACUUAUUGCUGCAAGAGAUUACGAGACACAGACAUUGGUACAGAAGAGUAAACGACACGACAACCUCCAGAUAUCAUUCCCACAGAGGCAAUGUGUUUCCUUAUCAGUAACCUUCUACAAGCUUGCCUUUACACUGAGUUAAAGGAAAUAAAUAGACAAAGCCUAGCAACAUAGAAAACAGGAAAACAGCACCUCAUCUUGCAACACAGCCAGCAAUCCUAACAGGCAGGCAGGCAGGCAGGCAGGCAGGCAGGCAGGCAGGCAGGCAGACAGGCAGGCAGGCAGGC